This is a messenger RNA of Phytophthora sojae, 1722 nucleotides long. RefSeq lists its product as hypothetical. Gene Ontology annotation, molecular function: GTPase activity; GTP binding. The transcript has 3 exons. The coding region runs from base 1 to 1722 and encodes 573 amino acids. Lineage: Eukaryota; Oomycota; Peronosporomycetes; Peronosporales; Peronosporaceae. The record is from RefSeq and is a predicted model, not a curated record.
AUGGCGCGCAUCGCCAAGCUCGAGGCGCUGGCCCAGCAGCGCGAGCAGGCGCGCAUGGAGCAGCGACAGCGCGUGCUGGAGGCGCGCGCCAUGCCGCGAGCUAUCCCAGCCUACAUCCGCGUGCGCGACCUGGCCAAGACCAUCCGCCAGCCGCUGGACAAGGUGCUCAAGCGCGUGGUGACCAAGUCGAACCGCCGCUUCCAGCUCAAGGCCAAGGACCACCCGCCCGCCGAGUUCGGCAGCGUCAAGAAGAUCGUUCUGCCGUUCAGAGUAGCUCAGGAUGUGGCUGAGCAGUUUGGCGUGCAAGUGGCGUACGACGACGUGGAGCCGCAGCUGCUGGACGCGGCCUCGGACGUCCCCGAGGAGCUGCUGGGCGUCCGGCAGCCCGUGAUCGCCGUUAUGGGCCACGUGGACCACGGCAAGACGACGCUCAUGGACACUCUGAGGCGCCAGAUGAAGGCAGGACUGAAGCAGAUUGCGCCCUACGAGAAGCACGGCAUCACCCAGAAGAUCAACGUAUGCGAGGCGGCGCUGACGCCCGACGUGAAGGCGACGUUCUUGGAUACGCCUGGACACUUUCACUUCUUUCGUAUGCGCUCGAGCGCGGCGCAAGUGGCAGACGCGGUGCUGCUGAUUGUCGCAGCGGAUGAAGGCGUCCUGCUGCAGACGGAGGAGUCCAUUGGUGCGAUUGAGGAGGCCGGACUGCCUGCUGUGAUCUGCAUCAACAAGGUGGAUCUGCUGGGUGAGGACGGAGACGAACAGGUUACGAAGAUCGUGGACGAGCUGCGCUCGUUUGUCGCGCUGCAAGACAGCCCCGUGCUGACGAUCUCGGGCAAGACCGGAGCUGGUCUGGACGACCUGAAGCACGCGGUUUGGGAGCUGGUGACUGGACUCGCUGACGAGCAAAGGCUGGAUGCCAUGGUUGGAUCGGACACUCAGGCCGAGGGGCUCGUGCUCGAGAGCGUGGCCUUGAAGGGGCGUGGAACGGUGCUACGUGUGCUGAUCAAGAAUGGCGAGUUGGCAGCCAAGCAGCACUUCGUGGCCGGCAUGAUUCACGGCGUGGUGCGCAACAUGCGCGAUGCUGAAGGACGCGAAGUCAAGCGCGCAUUGCCUGGCACAGUUGUCGAUAUCACAUACUCCAACAAAUCCAAGAACGUGGACGCUCCAAACGAGCACGGCUUCUUCGUGCUCCCGGAAGCCCGCGCAAAGCAGGUGAUCGAACAGAGGGAACUUGCUUUGGAGUUCAACGACUGCCUGCUACCUGACGAUGGCGGUGCGCUCACCACGGGCACUGAUGCCGAAUACACGGAGGCAGAAGAGGUCGACCAGGGAGAGUCGGACGUUGAGGAAACCAGCGACGAAGUCGAAGAAGAAGAUGACGACGUCAUUGAUGAGAACGAUCUGAUUGAAACCAAGUCGAUCAUUGUGAAGGCUGACGGCGCUGGAUCACUUACCAGCAUCCAGGACACUGUGGAUGAGAUGCCCGGCAUUUCGACUGUGCGGCUGGGCAUUGGCAAUAUCUCGGCGAAGGACAUUGACGUGGCGAUCAAUGGCAAGUGCCCGAUCUUCGGCUUCAAUGUGAAGCUGCGCAAUCGUGAGGCAAAGCUGGCUACGGAGAGGGGCGUACGCGUUGUGCUGCACUCGACUGUGCAUGAGUUGAUUGAGGAUAUCACUGCUUUCGAGCAGAUGGGAUCUGAAGAGAUUGAUGAAGCAAACGAGUAA